Molecule: messenger RNA, 2262 nt
Organism: Fraxinus pennsylvanica
Lineage: Eukaryota; Viridiplantae; Streptophyta; Magnoliopsida; Lamiales; Oleaceae
Source: the annotation of a GenBank genome assembly
AUGGCUAACCCUUCCAAAAUGAAAGUCUUGGGCUGCUUUCUCUUCAUUUCCCUUUUAUUUUUCUCGUCCUUAUCUUUGGCUUUAACCGAUGCUGAGGCGGCUUAUAUUGCCCGUCGUCAGCUUUUGCAUCACCAGGAUGAUGAUAGCCUUCCUAAUGAAUCCAAAUAUGAGAUUGAUACUCGUUUAACAUUUGUCAAUCCAAGGCUCAAGAAAGCGUACAUUGCGCUACAUGCGUUGAAAAAAGCUAUUUAUUCAGAUCCACAAAACUUUACUGCUAAUUGGGAGGGUCCUAAUGUGUGUGCCUACAAUGGUGUGUUUUGUGCACAAGCGCUCGAUGAUCCCAAACAGACUGUCGUUGCUGGGGUCGAUUUGAACCAUGCGGACAUUGCAGGAUACCUACCCAUUGAGAUUGGGCACUUGGCGGACAGUAGCCUUCUCCAUCUUAAUUCGAAUAGGUUUUGUGGGAUCAUUCCAAAAAGCAUCGUGAAGCUGAACCUUCUCUUUGAACUCGAUGUUAGCAAUAAUCGUUUUGUUGGACCAUUCCCCGAGGUUGUCUUGGAGUUACCAUCGCUGAAAUACCUUGAUCUCAGGUACAAUGAUUUUGAAGGACCAUUGCCAUCCCAACUCUUCAAUAAGGACCUUGACGCACUCUUCUUGAACAACAACCGAUUCCACUCCAUCAUCCCUAAAAAUUUAGGCAAUUCCACAGUUUCAGUACUGGUUUUGUCGAACAACAAAUUUCACGGUUGUAUUCCAAAGAGCAUUGGCAAUAUGGCAAACACAUUGAAUGAACUACUUCUGUCAAACAAUGAACUCUCGGGUUGUUUGCCUGAAGAAAUUACACUCUUGAAGAGCGCCACAGUUUUCGACAUUAGCAAUAACAAGUUUGUUGGAGACCUACCAGUAGGCCUCGAAUACUUGCAGAGUGUGGAAGCGUUCGAUGCUGGACACAAUGUGUUGAAAGGAAAGGUCCCGGAAAGUCUUUGCAGCCUACCAAAUUUGCAAAAUCUAACAUUUUCUAACAACUUUUUCGAGGCUAGAGAUGAUGUUUGUGAACCUAAAGCAAUUCAGGGCCUUGUCGUAGAUGAUACAAGCAAUUGUUUUGCCAAUUUGCCGCACCAGAGAUCGGCUAAGGUUUGUUGGUCUGCAUUGAAGAAGCCUGUGGAUUGCAGCAAAGAAGGAUGCAGGAGUUCGCCACCGGAAUCUGGUCCAAAGGAGCCACCCAAACAUACUCCUGUAAAACCAAACCCCAAGCCUGUAUCUCCACCACGAUCGAAGCUAACACCACCACCUAAGGCUGUGCCAUUUCCAUCUCCUCCAUCACUAAAACCAUCUCCCACAACCCCGUUGACACCAAAACCACAACCACCAAAGCCUAAACCAACUCCAACUCCAUCAGUUCCUAUACCUAAACCUACACCAACACCUAGUCCUAAACCAAAACAGCCACCAGUAUCAAUUCCAACUAUACCAGUCCCUCCAUCUGUGAAGACUCCACAACCACCAAAGGCUUUUGUUCAACCUCCAAGUGUCAAACCACCAGUCUCAUCCCCUCCAGUACAUUCACCACCACCACCAGUUUCAUCCCCACCACCAAAGCACUCACUUCCGCCACCAAUUUUCUCUCCAACACCACCUAUCCAGUCACCUCCCCCACCACCCAAGCGCUCGUCACCACCACCGCCUACAGCCGAGAACAUCAUUGAUUGUUUGUCCAACUUUUGUAUUCUCAGCAUGGGUUGGUAUGGAGAAGAAAACUAUAUUGGGGCUUUAAUUAGGGAUAAGGUGAUCGUUGGUUGGCGUGGAGAAGAAAAUCGCCACGAUAUUGGUCAUGAUAAUGUGAUCGGCGACGUUGAUGGUGUUGCACAGUUAGGCGAUGGGUCUGAGAAAGGUGAGAUGAGGGUGGUGAUGUCAGCGACUGAGGUUGAAGAAUUCAGCAUUUGUGAUUUGGUGGGUGGCGACAAAGCUAGCAUGGGUUGGUAUGGAGAAGAAAACUAUAUUGGGGCUUUAAUUAGGGAUAAGGUGAUCGUUGGUUGGCGUGGAGAAGAAAAUCGCCACGAUACUGGUCACGAUAAUGUGAUCGGUGACGUUGAUGGUGUUGCACAGUUGGGCGAUGGGUUUGAGAAAGAUGAGAUGAGGGCGGUGAUGUCGGCGACUAAGGUUGAAGAAUUCAGCGUUUGUGAUUUGGUGGACAGCGACAAAGCUGGGUAUUGGUACGAGGAUUGUCUACAAAUUUGGAGGAGUCGAUGGUGGUCGAAAUGA